Messenger RNA from Boleophthalmus pectinirostris (great blue-spotted mudskipper), 4091 nucleotides. It is a transcript of the gene adam19b, whose product is annotated as ADAM metallopeptidase domain 19b. NCBI's taxonomy places the organism in Eukaryota, Metazoa, Chordata, Actinopteri, Gobiiformes, Gobiidae. Gene Ontology annotation, molecular function: metalloendopeptidase activity. Gene Ontology annotation, biological process: membrane protein ectodomain proteolysis. The record is from RefSeq and is a predicted model, not a curated record.
CGCCCUGCUGUAAACUGCGUCCUCCAGCUACAGCAGCAUCCCAUUCACAGCAAACAGAAGACGCGCGUGUAUCGCCAUGUCCCCUCACUAUCACCGGAGGGCUUCACGACAACAUCUAAUCUCACGUCCUUGAACUAAGUGCACGUUGAUGCCUCGGUUCAGUUAUAGCGUUUGGAGACGAAACUGUCGCGAGAAUGAGCGCUUGUCUUGAUGCUGGGCUGUGUGUCGUGGUGCUCCUGUGUGUUGUGGCCGCUCUACCUCAAGGCGCUGUUUACAAUGAAUAUCGCAAACUAUCUUGGAGCAUCCUUGACCAGGUGCCAGAUUACGAGGUUACCUACCCCAUCUGGCUGCACCCUCAGAGACACAGGAGGUCGCCCAGUGAGGAGCAGAAACAGCACCCUCCAAAAACUCAGGUCGUGAUCACAGCCGAGGGCCAGGAGCUCACUCUGCACCUGGAGAAGAAUGAGCAGCUGCUGGCCCCAGGAUAUCAGGAAAUAUGGUAUAGCCCUGAUGGAACCCGCAUGUAUUCUGCUCCUGGCAAAGAUGAACACUGCUUCUACCAUGGGAAAGUUGAAGGAAUAGAGGGAUCCAGUGUUGUCGUUAGCACCUGCUCAGGACUUCGGGGACUAGUUUGCCUAAAUGCCAGCGUCAGCUACCUGGUUGAGCCGCUUCCUGUUUACAAUGACAGCCAACAAAAGCAACAACAACAUGCUGUCUUCAGAGCUGACAGCCUCCAUCUCCAAACAGGUCACUGUCUGCAUCACCAUGGCAACCACAAAGAUCUUGAGGGGGGUCUUAACGACUUUAUCUACAGCAUGAUGUCACCCCACAACAAAAGGAAAAAAAGAGACCUUAAUCAGAAUAUGAAAUAUGUGGAGUUGUUGCUUGUGGCAGACAGAGCUGAGUUUGAGAAGCAUGGGAGUAGCCUUGAGAAGACACAACUGAAGUUACUGGAAGCAGCUAACUUGGUUGACAAGUACUACAAAGCCUUGAACAUUCGAGUGGCAUUAAUUGGUCUGGAGGUGUGGACCAGUCAGGACCAGAUCAAGGUGUCUGAUAACCCUCACAGCACCCUGGCUUCCUUCCUGUCCUGGAGAGGCAAGAAUCUCCGCUCUCUCCCCAAUGACAAUGCACAGCUCAUUACGGGGAAAUCAUUCCAGGGCACCACCAUCGGACUGGCACCGCUCAAAGCCAUGUGUUCCGAUUUCCAGUCUGGAGGAGUCAAUACAGACCACUCAGAGUCGGCUGUUGGUGUUGCUGCGACGAUGGCUCAUGAGAUGGGACACAACUUUGGGAUGAGUCAUGAUGUUCCCGGGUGCUGCCAGGCCAAAGCAGAGGACGGGGGAUGCAUCAUGGCUGCUGCCACUGGGCAUCCAUUUCCAAAAGUGUUCAAUGCCUGUAACAUGAAGGAGCUCAAGAACUACCUGAACUCUGGAGGUGGGAAAUGUCUGUUUAACCUGCCCAACACCAGAGCCAUGUACGGAGGCCAGCGCUGUGGGAACGGGUACCUAGAGGAGGGAGAGGAGUGCGACUGCGGGGAGGAAGAGGAGUGUACAAGUCCAUGCUGCAACGCCAACAACUGCACUUUGAAAGCUGGAGCUGAAUGUGCCCAUGGCGUCUGCUGUGACAACUGCAAGCUGAAGAGCCCUGGGGUGUUGUGCCGCGCUGCUUCCGGAUCAUGUGACCUCCCGGAAUACUGUGAUGGGAAAGCUGAAUCUUGUCCCGCUAACUUUUACCUGAUGGAUGGAGCUAUGUGUUCAGGGGGAGGGGCUUACUGUUACACUGGGAUGUGCCUGACUCUGGAGCAGCAGUGUCAAUCUCUCUGGGGCAAAGAUGGUCGUCCGGCUCCAGACCUGUGUUUCAAGAAGGUGAAUGAAGCUGGGGACAUGUACGGAAACUGUGGCAAAGAUAUGUAUGGGAAAUACAGGAAAUGCACAGAUAGGGAUGCUAAAUGUGGGAAAAUCCAGUGCGUCUCUUCAGCCACUAAGCCGCUGGAGACCAGUGCUGUCCGUAUAGAGACCAGUGUCACCAUUGGCACUAAGAAGUUCCUGUGUAUGGGGACUCAUGUGUACAAAGUUACCCAGGGAGAUGAGGACCCACAAGGAGACACUCUGGACCCCGGGCUGGUCAUGACGGGCACCAAGUGUGGAGAAGACUCGAUUUGCUUUAAUGGAGUGUGCCGCAAUGCAUCAUUUCUCAGAACUGCUGAGUGCAAUGCCAAGUGCCACGGACAUGGGUUUUGCAACAAUAACCACAACUGUCACUGUGACCCGGGUUGGGCUCCUCCUCUGUGUGACCAGAGAGGCUCAGGAGGGAGUGUGGACAGUGGACCAGUCAUCAGCAACAAUAACCUCCUGCUGGUCGUCGUGAUCCUUCCGUUGGUGCUUUUUGUCGUGGCUGCCACUGGACUGUGGUGCUGCUAUAAACAUAAGCUCCGCCCACUGAAAACAUCCACGCCACCUCCAGUACCAAGUUGUUCAGUGCCUGUUGACGGGAAGCCCCUGAAUGACAGCAGCCAUGUGAGUGGCCAUGCUAAUCCAACAUUCCUACUGAAGAAACAGGAGACAGAUCUGUUGGGAAGGUCAUCUCCUGGGGCCAGUCCGUCCUGUGCAUCUCGGUCUAUUGUACGGCCAGCAGUGAAGCCCCCUCCUGUCCCUGCGUAUGUGACAGAUAAACCCUCGCUGAGUCAAACUAAAGGAGAUGCUCAGAUCUCUGUUAAAUCAACUCAAAAGAAAACUCAAGCUCCUCGGCCUCCUACUGGCCCGCCUCCUUCCCUUCUUCCAAACCCCAAGCCAGCAGCUCUGUCAGGGCCUAAACCCAGACCAGACCCCCCUAACAGACCUCCACCACCAUGUCCUGUCACUCCUAGAAACAAAUUGACUAUAGAGCAACCAAAAGUGUCAAAUGGCGAAAUUACAAGUGAUGCGCUGCAAAAGAAGAAAGCAGCUUUGGCUCCCUCUGCUGGACAGAAGAAGCCAAAAAGGACUUAAACCAGGACCUCAGGGAUGCACUGAAGAUUACAUCAAAUGAUGCACUGCCUCAAAUCUUUUUAUGUGACCAAGUAAAUGUGGCAUUGUACGUGUGAAAUACUUGACACACUGCAGUAGAUAUAAUGUCUGAACUGCUUUUAGUGAAUGGGGGGAAUUAACUAUAAUUUUAGUUGUUUUUGUGUUUAAUUUUCAGAUUCAUGCUGUUCCAUUUACUAUUUUAAAUUUUUUAUUUUAAAUGUGAACAUAUUCCUGUGAAUCAACAGUUUAGGCUGUCCUGGUCCUAUUUAUUCACAAUAAAGAAGAAUGUUUACAGGGUAGCCUAUGUACUAACUAUGGUGCCCUUAUGAGAGCAUCAGCUAUGAAAGGAACUAUCUUAUAUUAAGAAAAAAAAUGCAAUUAAAGAGGUGCUUGCACUUCCUUUGUGAGAAAAAUAAUGGGUCUUAACUGGGCGUAAUGGCAUCAGGGAAGACCACAACUGCAUGCUGUAAGUAGGUUUUGGAUGAGAUACAAGCCUGGGAAUACUGGGGGAAAUUAAUGUUAAACUUAAGGGAUGUUUUUUCUUUUUUUUUUUUUUUACAUUUUAAUUUUGUUUAUUGUAAUGCACUUUGUUGCUAAUCAGAGACGGCGUUGUCACAUGUCUCAGCUUCAUCAGUAAACUGUCAAUAUAAAUAGAAUCUCAAAGUUUCUCAUGACAAUCAGUGAUCAGUUUUCAUCUGCAUUCUAGUGCUUUAAUGUACCUUAUUUUUCUCAAUGAUUGUAGUACAGGUAAAUUUUGCUACUGCUGAGGUAUCUUGGUCAGCCACACUCAUUCACCUCUGCUUUUUCACCUUUUGGGUAUCCAUUUGCAUCUGUAUGUGAUUCAUCCACUGGAAACCCCAUCCAUAUCAACACAUUCAAUCUGGAUAAGGCUUAAGUAGCACUGAAUAAUUUUGGCUGACCAGGCUCCUAUAGGGUACUCUUCAAAGUAACUGCCUACAACUGUCUUCUUUAUAGUGAAUGCCAUCUAACUUUUGUAUUGAACCUAUGCAAACCAGGGCACUGUGCAACACUGUGUCUGCUAAUGGUAUGAACUUAAUAAAGUGAAAAUGCUGUAAAAUCAAA